Messenger RNA from Papaver somniferum (opium poppy), 1240 nucleotides. RefSeq lists its product as uncharacterized. Lineage: Eukaryota; Viridiplantae; Streptophyta; Magnoliopsida; Ranunculales; Papaveraceae. The transcript has 2 exons. The coding region runs from base 159 to 947 and encodes 262 amino acids. The record is from RefSeq and is a predicted model, not a curated record.
UUUCACGCUUUUUCCUUCCUACAUCAUCAUCAUAAACAUAAAAGAGGAAAGAAAAAAGAAAGAAAGAGGAGCUGCUUUACCAAAUAAUUGAUCAUCCUCCUCCAUCUUCUUUCUUUCAGAAUCACAUUCGCUUCCAAGACUCAUAGCGAGAGAGAGAUAUGGGAUUGCUAUCAAAUAGAAUUACCAAAGAGAGUUUGAAACCAGGGGAUCAUAUUUACUCGUGGAGGACUGCUUAUGUCUAUGCACAUCAUGGUAUUUAUGCUGGGGAUGAUAAAGUCAUUCACUUCACUAGAGGAAGAGGCCAAGAAGUGGGAACAGGGACAGUACUUGAUUAUAUUUUGGUAAGCUCUGGGCCAACCAGAUCUCAAAUCCCGUGCCCUGUCUGCCAUCAGGCAGAAGAAGGUCAUGGGGUAGUAUCCUCCUGCCUCAACUGCUUCCUUUCUGGUGGGAUUCUGUAUCGUUUCGAGUAUUCUGUUACCCCUGCUCUCUUUCUUGCAAAAGCACGUGGUGGAACAUGCACUCUUGCAGUUUCGGACAAAGACGAGAUUUGCGUUCACCGAGCAACCUAUUUACUCAUCAAUGGCUUUGGAUGUUACAAUGUCUUUAAGAACAACUGCGAAGAUUUUGCCAUUUACUGCAAGACGGGUCUGCUUGUAAUUGAUCAAGGGACAAUGGGUCAGAGUGGGCAAGCAGUGUCUAUUAUUGGCGGGCCACUUGCUGCAGUUCUAUCAACUCCGCUCCGCUUAGUCACAACUAACAUUUAUGGAAUGGCUGCGACUGCCAUAGGAGUGUACUGUGCAAGUCGAUAUGCUGCUGAUAUUGGAAUGAGGAGGGAUGUGGUGAAGGUGGAAGCCGAGGAGCUCACUAGAAGACUGGCAACAGGUGGGCUUCAGAUUGUUGAGACUGGUAUUGCUACUUUAGCGAUUCCUAGUGCCACAGCGCGAUAAAACACUUAAGUGUUCUAUCCAGGUCUUUGGUAUUUUUUUUUGCCUUUUUCUUAACCAGGGUUCCUGUUAUUGAAAUUGUAUGGAUGAACUUAUGGUAUGGGUGGUGGUGUAGGGGAAUAAGGGUUUUCACUUGCUAUAUGAGUGAAUCCUGAGUACCUUUACUAGUCGUAGUCGUUAUGUUUCUUUGGUUUCUAUCUUAUCCGCAUAUACUUUAUCUUAUCUUUUUGUAAUUCUAUCUUGAAACUGAAAGUUCUCAUCGUUCUCUUUGGAGCGAUUAUUGUUGCCAAAAUGUA